UUUUUGCUUAUGAAUCUUCAUUCUUUCGGCAACCUCUAAAUUGAACAGUUCAGUUUGUUUAACACUUUUCGGCCCCGGUCUAAAUUUUAGCGUAACAGCAACAUGGAACACACUAUCGCUUCUGAAAAAAAGGAAAAUGGACGUAGCAGUUUGGCCUCUAUGAUCAAAAUGUUCAAUUCGGCGAAGUCGGCCGACAAGGAUUCGAAAGAAAGCUUGCGUAAACCAAUGAAAGAAUCAAAGAAAAAUAUGAAACUAACCAACAGUGAAAGAAGUCCAGCAGAUGAAACAGAGCCGAAGGACAUCAAGGAACAAGUACAACCAGAAAAUGACUCUUCUAACCAAGAUUCGGAGAAAAAUGUGAAACAAGCCAACAGUGAAAAAAAUCCUGAGGAAAAACCAGGAGUUAAGGAUAUGCAGGAACAAGUACAACCAGGAAAUGACUCUUCUAGUCAAGAAUUGGUAGAAAAUAAGAAACCAAUCGAAAAUGAAAAAAGUCCUGAGGAAGGAUCAGAGGCUAAGGAUAUCACACCACCGAAGCAAUCUGAAAACGAUGUCAAUACAACUCAAAUUAAUACGAGCUGCGAUGAAGAAACGCCCACUGAAAAUUUACAUACUGCGGAUACUGUGAGCCCCGUCCAAACUACUGAGGAUAAUGUUCUUCCCGAGGAACCGCCUUACAUCAAAACCGAUCAAGAGAAUAAUAUUUUCGAAGAUGCUAACCCGACUAUUGAUCCUAGCCAGCAGGAAAGCUCUCCAACAACGCAAGAUCGCGCCAUGCUACCACCAAACCGAACUUUACCACCGAAAAUGAACAAUCCUACGACCAAAGUAAGAACGAAUAUUUUGCAACAGAAAUCACCCAACUCUACGCUGUCGCUCAAAGACAAGCAGCAAUCCUCCAGCAAAUCAAGCCACAGCUCCCUAUACACUUCUGGACCAUCAACCUCUUCCUUGUGCCAUCUGACGGAGCUUUCGCAACCAAAACCGGCCGCAUUGCGUACAACGCUGAGAUGUCUUCGACAGCUGCACGGUAAAGAUGCGAAAAAGCUCGCGAGCAUUGAGCGUCAUCUACGUGGGCUUCGUAGUGGACCAAACCCUAGGCCGGAAAGAAAGUCAGCUACAACGAAACGCAAUAACGCAACCAAUAAUUCAGCACGAUCGCCAACGAAGCCAACCGAGGAUGAGAAUGCGUUGGGUGAUCGUCAAGCGUUCGAUAGGUUUGCGGCGAAUCUGUUCGCGGAGCUAGAACGGAAACGGGCACACGAAAACUAUGAAGUUGCCAAACUGCCGACCCCAGUAGAGAUUGGCUACUAUCGCGCUGCGUAUGAUGCGCUGGUGCAAGCGUUCGGACAACCGUACCACAAGUGUACGCUUGAGCUGUACCAGCAGCUGGCCGCCGAGCUCGGUAUGGGGGCAGAAAUGUUUGUAAUGGAUAAAACUCCCUACAUUACGGAUGGUCAGCUUCUUCAUGAAGCACCAAUAAAUCGGGAGUAGAUAGUGAUGUUUCAAGGUUGAAA
Messenger RNA from Anopheles stephensi (Asian malaria mosquito), 1517 nucleotides. Its product is annotated as nucleolar and coiled-body phosphoprotein 1-like. The record is from RefSeq and is a predicted model, not a curated record. Lineage: Eukaryota; Metazoa; Arthropoda; Insecta; Diptera; Culicidae. The coding region runs from base 103 to 1494 and encodes 463 amino acids. The transcript is spliced from 3 exons.